Molecule: messenger RNA, 1589 nt
Organism: Archocentrus centrarchus (flier cichlid)
Lineage: Eukaryota; Metazoa; Chordata; Actinopteri; Cichliformes; Cichlidae
Gene: rad9b
Product: RAD9 checkpoint clamp component B
Exons: 11
Coding region: 143-1255 (370 amino acids)
Biological process (GO): mitotic intra-S DNA damage checkpoint signaling; DNA replication checkpoint signaling; cellular response to ionizing radiation
Cellular component (GO): checkpoint clamp complex
Source: RefSeq, a predicted model, not a curated record
AGCCCCACGCUGCGUCUGCGCUCAGAAACCAUGAACUGCGUCCUGGCGGGAAACUCCGUCAAAGGGGCUAUGUUGUGUUUCAGCAUUUGGGAAGGCUGUCCAUGCCCUGUCCCGAAUUGGAGAUUCCCUGUGGUUGGAUCCAAUGGUCAAAGGGCUGGCCCUCAGAUCGGUGAAUUUGGCUCAGUCUGCAUAUGCCUGCUUCCUCUUCUCACCGCUGUUCUUCCAGCAGUACAGUCUGGAAUCAGUCACAGAGCGGGGCAGUGAACCAAUCAAAUGCAAGCUAGCCAUGAAGUCUGUGCUGCCACUUUUCCGUUGUUUGACUUCUAUUGAGCGUAAUGUGGAACAAUGUCAGAUAUCAGUCAGUACUGCCAAUGACCGAGUGAUCAUCCAGUUUUUCUGCAGACAUGGCAUUAAAAAAACCUACAAUGUGCGUUUCCUGGAAAGUGAGGCUCUGCAGGCAGUGUUUGAUUCACACCUGUGUCCCAAUGUGCUGAAGGCUCCUGCCAGGCUUCUGGGUGAUAUGGUGAUGCAUUUUCACCCCUCUCAGGAGGAAGUCACUCUGUCGAUGAAUGCCCUCAGAGUCAGUCUGAGAAAUUACAGUGAGGGGAGAAAUGAUCACAUGAAGAUGAUGUACACAGAGAUGUCCUUACACCCAGACGAGUUUGACUACUUCCAGGCUGGAGUGGAAUCGGACAUAACCUUCUGUCUAAAGGAGCUGCGGGGUUUGCUGUCUUUUGCGGAGUCACAUUGCCUUCCAGUGUCGGUUCACUUCAGCACUCCAGGAAAGCCUGUGUGCUUCUCUGUGGAGGACAUGGUCCUUGAGGCCACUGUGGUGCUGGCUACACUGGCUGACUUUGAGAGCAGGAGCCCCUCUCAGCCUGCAGAGACCCUGGCCUCCACUACACACAGCUGUGCAGAUGCAGCUGCUCUACCUGUGGGUAUAUGUGACACUCAAAGCAAGAACCUUCAGGUUAUUCCUGAUGUAACAGAGCUUGUUGAAUCCAGCCAAGGCAGCCCUAUAACCUACUCACCUGCUCUGAUGCAACUUCUGCGCCAGACUGACGACCCAGGAGAACUCCCUGUACCUGACGAGGCCUGUCCCAGUGCUGCCACGACCCCAGCUUCCACCACGAUCUGCUCCCUGCUGUUCAGAGCCUUGUCCUCAGAGUCAGCUGAUGAUAGCAGUACUGCCAGACUACCUGUUCUGGCAUGUUUCAGUGAUGAUGAAGACUGUCCAAGAAGCCCUUUACUCUGAGGACAUAGCUGUUACCCAAAACUCAAUUCUUAAUUUGUAAGCUAAGCUUCAACACUGUAGUAAGACUGAUUAUUGUUCAUUGUAGUUUACAUUUUAAUGUGUGUGUUUAUUGUUAAAAUGUUUUGCUAAUUCCUGUUUGUAGGAACAAUAUACCAUCCAUGUUGUCUCUCAAAGGAUUACCAUAGUGGGAAGAUGCCACACCUGGUUGGUGGUAACUGGCAUGCUUUGUGUCUGAGGAAUGUUGGAGUACACACAAAGUGUACAAAGUGUUCUAAAGCAUUGUAGAGCAGAAUGAGGUACAUAUACUUCAUGGGAAAAGGCAGGGCUAGAGGCC